GGCAUAAUAAGGAGGGUCCGCUGGCAUACCGGGUGGGCCCAGAUCCCACUUCUCUUAGUGGGUGGGCCCGAGGGUCUCCUCUUACUGGGUAGGCCUGAAGGUUGAGGUCAACCUGGUGUCAUGAGAGUGAGUGAGAAGGGCAGGACCAUGCCUCCUUUCCUGCAUCUCGUCUAUAUGCGGCUCCUCUUCUUUGUUUUUGGCCUUUGUGCCAUACGGAUGCUGUGUGCCUGCGAUGAUGUAGGUGUGGCUGUACAAUUCGAUAAUAUUUUGGAAAGGGAAGCGAAGUCUAUUCACGAUACGGAAACAAUAUUAGGACCACAAGAUGAUACAGGUCAUUUCUUCUAUCCGAAAACCUGUAGAGUCAACGAGGGAGAACAAGUGGAACCGUGUCAAGGAAAUCAAGACCUUAAUAAGACCAUGUGUUUGAAAUCUAACUGCUGCUUUUCUUCAAAAGACAAAGAUGAAACAACAUCAUGCUAUACUCCCGUAGUAGACAAUGUCCAACUGACCCUUCGCUUUUUUGUCAUCGGAAUUGUAUGCUUGAUUCUGCUCGGAUGUCUUCCCAUUUGUUGCUGCAUCCUUUGUCAGCAAAGGUAUAGAACAGCUGUUUUUGUACCUUUCAUAAAAAAUACAGAAGAUGAAUAAGAUGUGAGGUACUUAUGGAAAUCCAUGAUCAAAUCCGGAAAUAUUAAGCAACAGCUCAUCACAUCAUCAAACAGCUCAUCAUACCAUGCUCUCCUCCCCCUUCCCAGAAGGUAAAAAAACUUACAGCUACUGAAUGGUACUCUCCUUUAAUCUUCGAUCUGCUCCCACGAUUUGGGAAUCCCCAAGCUUGCAUGGAAAGUACAUUUUGGGAACUUUGACAUGUGCUCAGAAGGAACCACAAACUCAGAAAAGACAUUUGAGAACCUAAGAUCCAGUUAUUUGGAGCCACCUGGGCAAAUGCAAAGAGUUAUCCAGGUGCUUUUUCUUUUUCCUGCUAUUUUCUACUCUUUAGGAAGAAAAAAAGGAAAAAGAUUUCCUUUGUAAGUCUUAGUUGGUCCAGAAGCAGUCACAGAUGACCAACCAAAGAAGUUCUUUAUGGAGCCUCAGACAGAUGCUGCGGCCACAUGUUUACAGACCUUCAUGGGAAGAUCAGAUGUAUUGGGAGAGCUCAUUAAACACACAUAUAAGAAUCACUCCACUUAUAUAUACUUUGUUUUUCUAACAAAAAUUAAAUUUUAUUUUCAAUUCUAAAUUCUCUCCCUCCCAGUUCCUGUUCUUUCACCCACUGAAAAGGCAAGAAAAGAAUUCUGUUACAAAUGAAGCAAGACAUGUCUCUAUUAGUCUUGUAAAAGAAGGAGAAAAAAAUAAAGAAAAAGA
Sarcophilus harrisii (Tasmanian devil) is the source of this 1362-nucleotide messenger RNA. RefSeq names its product FMR1 neighbor (gene FMR1NB). The coding region runs from base 121 to 645 and encodes 174 amino acids. The record is from RefSeq and is a predicted model, not a curated record. The transcript has 5 exons. NCBI's taxonomy places the organism in Eukaryota, Metazoa, Chordata, Mammalia, Dasyuromorphia, Dasyuridae.